Messenger RNA from Microcebus murinus (gray mouse lemur), 633 nucleotides. The record is from RefSeq and is a predicted model, not a curated record. Lineage: Eukaryota; Metazoa; Chordata; Mammalia; Primates; Cheirogaleidae.
CCAGGACACACCGCCUGCCAGCCCGCGCCCGCAGUCCUGAGCCGGCCACCUCCACCCCCCAAGAUGUGGCACAACGUCGGGCUGACCCUGCUCGUGUUCGUGGCCACGCUGCUGAUCGUCCUGUUGCUGAUGGUGUGCGGUUGGUAUUUUGUAUGGCAUCUUUUUUUAUCAAAAUUCAAGUUUCUCCGAGAACUAGUGGGAGACACAGGAUCCCAGGAAGGAGAUCAUGAGCUUUCAGGGUCUGAAACCGAAGAAGACACUUCAUCUUCUCCACACAGAAUCAGAUCUGCUCGCCAGAGGAGGGCACCUGCUGAUGAAGGCCACUGACCCCAGGCAGAGUCCUUUGUUAGUAAAUGAUGAAAAGCAGUUGUUAGUCUCUCUUUAGUGACUUGGCGUGGAAAUUUACUGAAUGACUCAUGAACAUUUGUACUUGGAUUUUAAGUCCAAUUUAGAAAAAGAUUUACAUGUAAGCCAUAUAAAAAUAAAGGGAAUUAAAACCAAAUUGAACCAUUGCAAACUUCAUCUUAAAGAUAAUCUUUUGCUUCACUAGCUUUCUACUUAUUCCUUGGCUCUUGGGCUUAUUUUCUCGCUCUGGUGCAAAUCUGGUAAGCAUUACAAGCUUAAAAAACCAUA